Molecule: messenger RNA, 3955 nt
Organism: Homalodisca vitripennis (glassy-winged sharpshooter)
Lineage: Eukaryota; Metazoa; Arthropoda; Insecta; Hemiptera; Cicadellidae
Product: neuromodulin-like
Exons: 5
Coding region: 48-515 (155 amino acids)
Biological process (GO): regulation of growth
Molecular function (GO): calmodulin binding
Source: RefSeq, a predicted model, not a curated record
CCUAGAGUUGCGUGUGGACGGUUACUGCUGCGGAGAGGUGAGGAAUUAUGGAGUGGAAUUUUCGAACUCUGAAGAAUUGGAUUUGGCGCGGAUUCGGCGCAGAUGAGGAUAUCGAUCCAAACGAUCCGGAGGCUCAGAAAGCUGCGACUAAGAUCCAAGCAGUGUUCCGGGGUCAUAAGACGCGGAGAGAGAUGAAGAACGACCAGACCGAUGCCGACACUGAGGUGCAGGACUUCGAGGCGGAGUUCAGCGCGGAUGACAAAGAACUGUGCCACGCAGCGACAAAGAUCCAAGCGUCAUUUAGAGGCCAUAAAGUCAGAAAACAGGCCGAGGAAGACAAGCUCAGUAGCCAAAUGGAGAAGGCAAAGGUAGAGGAAGAGGAAGUACUAGACAUUGACCUGACAGAUCCAGAACUCAACAAAGCCGCCACCAAGAUUCAAGCCUCCUUCCGCGGCCACAAGGUCCGCAAGGAGACGGACGAGCCCUCAGAUGAGGCCGCCAAGAACUCCCAGUGAGGUCACUGAGGUCAUCCGUACUCGACGUCAAGUCUUUCGUAGAUCCAGCGGUGACAGCUCGGCUGCUCUGGUUCGAGCACUACUACGACAGGCUCCCUGUCCAACACCUCUUCUCUAGUACCGUUCUGUUAGUCACCCGGCGCUUCACUGGUUUAGCGUUAUCUACAUUUUUGAUAUACAACAGUAGUUUUACAUCGGUUUUAUAUCGAGUUGUUUCAGUCGAUGUACAGAUGCGUGGCAGCAAUUCCCAAUUUUUUGGUAGCGUUUUAAAAUUCGCCAUAAAUAUUUUUAAAAGUCCAUUGUUAUUAAAUUUUAACUAAAGAACAAUCAAUUAUAUUUGUUGUUGUUGAUAUUUGAAGAUGAGAACUAUAUAUUAUACCUAUGAUGAUAUGAGUAAUUUAAUAACGUGUCUAUUUAAUCGUGUUGAAGCCUUCUAUACACCAGCGGUUAGAAACAGUUUGUUAGCCAACUAUACAUACACAUGCUUUAGAAUGAUUUGCUAGUUAACCGGUUACAGCUUGUUCGACGCGUUUACGUUUUUUUGUAAAUAGCUUUGAUGUAUUAUUAUGCGUGCUUGUAGCUGGUUGCGUAAUGUGUCGAUGAUUUGUGAUAGUUUCUCUAAAGCUUCCUUUGAAGUGCUACUGUUAUCUCCUGUUAUAUGUUUGGUUUCCACUUGUUAUAAUUUUGUCUACUAAAAUGGACUUACUUUUUUGAGUCAAUGUACAAUGAAAAUUAGCCUCAAAGACUUGCUGAAAUGAAAUUGAAACGAACCAGUGAACUGUAAAAAUUUUGAUUUGGUAAUAAAAACUUAGGUACCAAAAAUUUGUACAAAUAAUGAAACUGACAAGAGUCGAUUGAUAAGUUGAAUGGUAGUCUUCGAGUACAAUAAUAAAGAAAAUGGCUUAAAUAUUUUUAGUGAAUGUGAUGAAGGACGCUUUUUAAAAGGAUUCUAAUGUUGAGAAAACAGCUAUAAUUAUUGGUAUCUAUGCCUUUUACUAAAAAGGUUUAAAUGCUGGUUAAAAUUAUUCACCCGACAACCAUACAUUUUAGUGAAUAAAUUUCAUAGCGAACGCAUGAAGACUCAAUAAACUAACUUCAUUUAACCUCGUAUGCAGUUAUAGUGUGUGUUCUGAAUGUUUUACUCCAAGCGAGACCUUCUGCUGAAACCAAUGUCACUAAAUACAUCUGUACGGAUAUCUUAAUAAUAGGAGAUUGCUCAUUUCUCUACCUUACAUAGUAGUCGAACCUAUUGUACCUCGAAAUUUGCCUUUGAAUCUAGUCUCAUGUAAGAAUCAACUUUUGGUUUUGUGCCAUUACUCAUCUACGACAUAAUAUUUAGGUGGGUUAUGGAGGGUUACUUUAAUUAAAUGCCAUGGUGAAUUAACAUACGUCCAGAUUGAUUCGGGGUCAAAUAGAGAUUCCUUAAUAUACGUUUUUCGUUUUGAUUUCUUCACUGUGUCGUUUAUUCAUUUUAUAUGUCUGAAUAUCCUGGGUGCAAGUUAAAUCACCUGCGGAAUACCGUGAAAAAAGAAGAACUGCUGUACACUCAAAAACUAAAACAUUAAAUUUUAACAACAUAAUGUUAUAAUGUUUGAAUCUUAAUCUAAGGAUCUUAAAUAACGAUAUAAUACCUUAUGAUUCUUUACAUCGGAACACUGAUUUUAAAUAUGUUGAAAAUAUUUUAUAAAAUUUCCAAAAUGACACCAUUUACAGUAAUUUCACUAAUGGUGUUAUGAUUAAAGAAAAUAAUGUUUAAUUAUGCGAACAGUCUGAAUUACUAUUAGGAACUCACUUGUAUGUUGAUAUAUUUUAUAUGUAGUGUAAACAGUAUUAUUAAUUUUAACUAAUCAUAAUUUCAUUCAGUCUUAAGAGUGACUGGGACACGUGAAAUUUUGUAAUGUAGAAAAUAUGAAAUUUGUUUAAAAUAAUAAGUUUAAAAACGAUACUGACCUAAAUUAAUACACUUAUAUACCAUUCUCACUUACAUAUGUUUUAAUUGUACCAUGGCAUAAAUUAAAUUUAUUUUUGCAUGUUGAAUCAAAUAUAUAACUUACUUAAGAAGAAGAUAGAAACUUGUAUGACGAUAUGACUUCGCAUGUAAUAAUAAAAUAUCUGAUAAAUCUAGUCAGUAAUGUAGUGAAAAGUUUUUUAAUAAAUUUUCAGAGAGCACAAACUACAAAGGUUAUUAGGUUCCUCAUAAAAAUUUUAAACGGAAAACAUUUUGGUAGGACUCAAUAAGAGGGUAUGUAAUAUACGACCGUUUACGAUAAGAGAAAGAAGAAUAUUUACGAGAAAAGUCACGUUUGGCAAGAUACUGGAAACGGUGCAAUAAUAUGGUCAAUUAACUAUCAUGUAUGAAUACUGAUACAUAAUAAAGUUUAAAUUUGUUUUCUUAGCACUAAUCGUAAUCCAUAAUAUUGUAACUUAGUUAUUAUAGUUCUAUACUUUUCAAAACAAAACAAGUUAUGAAAAGUUAAACACAAAAAAUACUUAUAAGCAUUUGCAGUCAUGAAAUACAUUUGGUUUAGUCGUAAUAAAUAUCAAAUAAAAUAAAGUCUGGCUUAUAAUAAGACCAGAUGUUGAACAUCUGCUCAAUUUAAUGCUGUAUGCUGAUAGAUCUUACUAAACAUAUGUAUUAACAAUUUUAAAAAUGUAAUCACAGUAAGAAGGCUAUUUACGAUUUACUUGAUCUUUACUUAUAUAUAAUAUUUUAAAAUAAUGAAUUUAUGACGGACAGUAAACUUCUGGUAUUUGUGUCAUUAAUGGUUAACACUAUAGUGAUUUAUCAGGUCUGAACUAUUUAACUGAACAAUUAUUGUUGAAAAAAAUACUUUAAGAAUAUUAUUGUUUAACUGUUACCUUUUUACUUCAACAAUAAUCUUAAAAGAAUAUUUAGAUAUACAACUGCUGAAAAGUAAUAAAUUCAUUGUGAGGAAGUAGUCUUAGCAUUUCGAAACUAAAUAUAAACUAAUUGAGUUGUAAAUGUAUUGAACUCUUUAAAGCCAUAUUCUUUCAAUUUUGUCAUUGAAUUAGAUUUACGUAAUUACUAAUUAGCUUAAUUAAAUAAGUUGUGAAUGGUGAAAGGGAAAGUUAGUGACUGUUACGAGAGCUGUACAAUCAUAGUAUUUGAUACGUAACUGAGUGCGACUGAUUUUACUGAUUGUUACUGAUUAUUUUGUAACUCUCUUGGCUACAUCAUCAGCUUCAGCCAAAGCUAAGCGAUUCACAGUUACUCUGCAUUUUCAUUCAUUAUUUUGAGAACUUAGGGUAGUCAUUCAUGCCGAUUCAUGGCUAAACGCUGGUAACUCAGCUAUAAGAAUUCUUCAUUCAUUUGAACUCGUCAUUUUAACUGAUCUCUAAAAAUAUACUAUAUAGUUUUCUGUAUCAAAGAUAAUAUAAGUAUAAGACAUUGUUGAAUAAACAUCUUGUUCUAUUUAAAA